AUGUCGUUUGUGGUUCUUCCUCCUCAAACCACAACUUCCUCUGCUGUUGGGUCUUCAGGAUUGAAUCAUGGAAAUGUACUCGUUGGUUCCUCUUCAUCAUCCUUGGAGGGAAAUAGUUCCGAUCAUCGUCCCAAUGUUUUGUUUUUAGGAUUUAAUCAAGAUUCAUCAUUGAUCGGAUACGGAACUGAUCGUGGAUUUAAAAUAAUAUCAUGUCUGUAUGGACAUUAUAAGAAUGAAUUUGAUGUUAAGUUUAUUGAUGGUGGGAUUGGAUAUGUUGGAUUUAUGGAUGGAGAUAAGGAUAUGGUUGCCUUGGUUGGAGGUGGUUAUAGACCUGCCUUUUCUAAAAACAAAUUAAUUUUUUAUAAUUUUAAGGAAAAGAAGGUUGUGAACGAGCUUUUGUGUCCAAGAUAUGUGAUUUCAGUACAUUCCAGACAAGACUUUUUUGUGGCAGUGUCAGAAGAAAUGAUUGUCUCGUUUGACAUGCAGACUCGAAAACAAAUUCAUUCUUGGAAAACAGGAUUUAACACUCGUGGAUUAUGUUCCAUGGUCUAUCAAAAGGAUCAACAACAAUUUCUUUUAGCAUUUCCAGAUGAAACUGUGGGGUCUGUAAAGUUAGUUCGAAUUUGCUCACUCUCGUAUAAGAUUGUUGAAGAAAAGGUGAUAAAUGCUCAUGAAUCUUCCAUACGAUGCUUCCAACUGAGUUAUGAUGGGUCUCUUCUUGCGACAGCCUCUGAAAAAGGCACCUUGAUUCGACUGUUUCAUACAUCAUCCGGUGAAAAGAAGGAAGAAUUCAGGAGAGGAAAUACAACUUCAACCAUUUACUCGAUAUGUUUCAGUCACGAUAACAACUAUGUCGCCUGUGUGUCAUCUAAUGGAACUUUACACAUCUUUGUAGUUGAUUUGGAGUCUUGGAAAAACACUCGUAAAAUCACGAGUAAUUCUUGGUCAGACUGGUUCAAUAACUUGUACAAGGCAGAGGCUACCUCAGUUUUUAAACAGCGAAAUAUUGAUGGAGUGGCUAUUUGCUCGUUUGAUCCCAAUGACGAAUCAGUGAUGCUAUGUACAGAUAAGGGCGUUUACAUGAACCUUAAAUUUGAUUGGAGUUGCAGCUCUGGAACGUUAAAUGAGGAAGCAGUUGAACAUCAAAUGGCAAAUAUUGAUUGA
Naegleria lovaniensis is the source of this 1164-nucleotide messenger RNA. RefSeq lists its product as uncharacterized. NCBI's taxonomy places the organism in Eukaryota, Heterolobosea, Eutetramitea, Acrasida, Naegleriidae. Gene Ontology annotation, cellular component: phagophore assembly site membrane; extrinsic component of membrane; cytosol. The coding region runs from base 1 to 1164 and encodes 387 amino acids. Gene Ontology annotation, molecular function: phosphatidylinositol-3,5-bisphosphate binding; protein binding; phosphatidylinositol-3-phosphate binding. The transcript is spliced from 3 exons. The record is from RefSeq and is a predicted model, not a curated record. Gene Ontology annotation, biological process: nucleophagy; protein localization to phagophore assembly site; protein lipidation.